AUGCGCGAGCGCGGGAGCUGCCGGGAGCCGGCGCCGUCACGGCGGAGCUCCGCAGGAAGCGGCGGCUCCCGGGCCGCGCCCACCUCCGAGGGCAGCGGGCAGCCUCCGCGGGCACCGGCCGACAGCGGGGGCAGCGGCGGCCGCCCGGCCCCGCCGGAGGAGGGAGGUGCCGUGGGGGGCCGGCGGCGGCGGCGGCGGGGUAGCGCCGUGCCCGCUCGGCGGCGGAGCCGCGGCCGCGGCGGCGCCCGUCAAUUUCCAAGACUUUGGCAGGAGCCCGGGCAGGGGACGGGGGAACACGUGCUCCCGCUCCGCGCCGAGGGCAGGCUCUGGGCACGGGGAACAGGUGUCCGAGCCGUCACUCAUGAGCCGGGCGCUGGGGGGGCGCGGGGCGCGGGCGGGGAAGGCGGGGAGCGGUGCCGUGCUGGGGCCCGAGCGGCGCCGGCCGCGGAGCGCCGGUCCCGGGGAGCGGAGGAGCGGCGAGGGGCAGCCGGGGCGCGGGGCAGGGGCGGGCUGGCCGCGGCCCGCAGCGGCGAGCGAGCUGUCAAGAAGCUCGGGCGGGCGCGGGACCGGCGCUGCCGCUCGCCUCGGGGCCGGCGCCGUGAGCGCCCGGCCGUGCGGCGGCAACUUGUGCGGCAAACUUUGAGGGGUGGGCUGCGGCCGGGGCCGCUCCGAAUCACGGCGGGCUGGAUCGAUCGCCUCGAGCCCUGCUGCUCUUUCGGGUCGGAAAGUGAAUUUAGAGCUAAAAACGAGGCAAGAAACGAGGCCUUGAAAUCUCCGAAAGCUGAAAGAACUAUAUGCACUGACGCAGCCUCAGGAAAACCCGCGAUGGCUGCCAAGCGCAAAGGCGGCCUGAAGCUAAAUGCCAUCUGUGCCAAGCUGAGCCGCCAAGUCGUCUUCGACCACGGGGGAGCUGAGCAGGCACGUGCGGACAAGGGGCCACAGCAGGAGAGCAGCAACAAGGACCUGCCCCAGCCCGGCACCAAGGAGCUGGGGACAGAGUUUUCAGAUGGACUCAGCUGCGUGCAGAAGAUCGAGGAGGACAAAAGGAGGGAGGUGAUCGAGAAGUGGGUGAACGGGGAGUACAAUGAGGAGCCCUUGCUGGGGCGAGCGGAGGGCAAGGAAUGCAGGAGCACCGAGAGCACGGAGGUGCCCCCGGAAGGGGUUUACAUGGUGCAGCCCAAGGGCUGCAGCGACGAGGAAGAUAACGGGGACGAGGCGGACGCUCUGAGGGGCUCCCAGGACGGCAGCUUCUUGGAUGACAGGGAUUCAGAUGGGCCAGCAAAGGACGAUGCCUACCGGUCCUCCAGUGGCGAACCAGGCUCCAAGCUGGGGGCAGGAACCACCUCAGGGGAAGCUUCAUCACUGCGGGAUUACGCCGCCACCACCAUGAACGAGUUCCUGGGCAUGUUCGGCUACGACGACCAGAACAUGCGGGACGAGCUGGCGCGCAAGAUCAGCUUCGACAAGCUGAACGCUGCUACCUCAGAGGCCGCCGCCGCCGCCUCCCUCCCCGGCGAAGACGCCAUGAGCAAACGCGCCCGCUUCUCCAAGUACGAGGAGUACAUCCGCAAGCUGAAGGCCGGAGAGCAGCUCUCGUGGCCCAUGCACUUGGCCAAGUCUGAGGAGCUGGGCUCCAAGCUGGGCAAGGAGCCGUCCUCGGUGCUGGCACAGCCCAUCCGCGUGCCGGGCGCAGACGCCUCCAUGCUGACGGAGACCAAAGCCACCAUCCUGCCACUGCCCUCUGCCAGCAGCUCCCAGAUGCAGGGCCUGAUGUCGCGGGCCUCCAAAUACGACUUCUUCAUUCAGAAGCUGAAGACGGGCGAGAGCAUCAGGCCACAAAAUGGCAACACUUACAAGAAGGCCUCCAAGUAUGACCUAGAAAACGUCAAGUACUUGCACCUUUUCAAGCCUGGGGAAGGAAGCCCAGAUAUGGGAGGAGCCAUCGCCUUCAAGACAGGCAAGGUAGGCCGGCCUUCCAAGUACGACGUGAGGAACAUUCAGAAGCUCACUCCAGUCAAAGCUCCAGUCCCCAGCCUGGCCCCUGCUUCCCUCACCAGUACCCCCAGCAGCACUCCAGUGGCCGGGCCAGAGCAGUCCAUCUCAUUGCCAUUCAACACUCCUGAGUACCUGAAAUCAACUUUCUCCAAGACAGACUCCAUCACAACUGGAACAGUCUCUACAGUAAAGAAUGGAUUACCCACUGACAAACCAGCCGUCAGCGAAGACGUAAAUAUUUACCAGAAGUAUAUUGCCAGGUUCUCUGGCAGCCAGCACUGUGGACACAUACACUGCGCCUACCAGUACCGAGAGCAUUACCACUGCCUCGACCCCGAGUGCAACUACCAGAGGUUCACCAGUAAGCAGGACGUGAUUCGGCAUUACAACAUGCACAAGAAGCGGGAUAACUCCCUGCAGCACGGCUUCAUGCGCUUCAGCCCCCUGGACGACUGCAGCGUCUACUACCACGGCUGCCACCUCAACGGCAAGAGCACUCACUACCACUGCAUGCAGGUGGGUUGUAACAAGGUCUACACAAGCACCUCUGAUGUGAUGACCCACGAGAACUUCCACAAGAAGAACACGCAGCUCAUCAACGACGGCUUCCAGCGGUUCCGUGCCACGGAGGACUGCGGCACCGUGGAAUGCCAGUUCUACGGGCAGAAAACCACUCACUUCCACUGCAGGAGACCUGGGUGUACAUUCACCUUCAAGAACAAGUGUGACAUUGAGAAGCACAAGAGCUACCACAUCAAAGAUGAUGCCUACGCCAAGGACGGCUUCAAGAAGUUCUACAAGUACGAGGAAUGCAAGUAUGAGGGCUGCGUCUACAGCAAGGCCACCAACCACUUCCACUGCAUAAGGGCAGGCUGUGGUUUCACCUUCACCUCCACCAGCCAGAUGACUUCCCAUAAGCGCAAACACGAGCGCCGGCACAUCCGCAGCUCAGGAGUGCUGGGCCUGCCUGCCUCGCUCCUGGGCUCCAAGGACAACGAGCAAGAGGAGUCCAGCAACGAUGACCUCAUCGACUUCUCUGCCAUGAGCUCCAAGAACUCCAGCCUGAGUGCCUCCCCGACCAGUCAGCAGUCUUCCGUGUCUCUCAUCGUCCCAGCUGCGCCCUCCUCUGCGGCUGAGCUUGCUUCCUCACAGGCCGCCAAGUCUGCCAACAGCAUGACACCAGCCACAAAGAUCUCUGGCCUGCUUUCCCAGGCUCUUCCUAGCAAUAUUCCCUUGGCCCUGGCGCUCUCCAACUCGGCACUUCCUGGAACAGCUGGAUCCUUCUUCCCCAUCAUCCCCAGUCGGGUCUCUACACCACUUCCUGCCAGCUCGGCUAAUCUGAUGACUGCUGGUUCUUCUGGCACCAACCCAGCAUCAUCUGCUCCUACAGAUUCCUCAUCCCAGGCAGUUUCAGCAUCUGGUGAGCCAGUGGCUACUUCUUCGCCUGCUCCAGCAGCCUCUAUAAUGGAAAGGAUCUCUGCUAGUAAGGGAUUAAUCUCUCCCAUGAUGGCCAGGCUGGCAGCAGCUGCACUCAAGCCCUCUGUGGCACUUGAAGCAGGUAAUGGACAGCCAGCACCUCCCGGACGGUUCAAUCCAGUCCAGGUGAAGCAGGAGCCUGCGGAGGCCAUGGGACCCACACCUGCCACCAGUCAGGACCCCUUGCAGGAGCACAGCUUGGACCUGAGUGUCAAGGACCACGGUAAUGAAUCAAAUGGCCACACAGUCUCAGCAAAUUCAUCUCUUUUAUCCUCGCUUAUGAAUAAGAUGUCCAAGACCAGUGCCAGCCUUGGCAACCUGCUGAACAUUAAGACAGAAGGCGAAGGCAGCCAGGCUGGGGCUGGGGAGCCAAGCCAGUACCUGGGCAAGGCAGUGAAGGCUCUUGUCCAGGAGAAGCUCUCUGAGCCAUGGAAGAUGUACCUGCGCCGGUUUGGUACCAAGGAUUUCUGUGAUGCCCAGUGUGACUUCCUGCACAAGGUGCAUUUCCACUGCGUGGUGGAGGAAUGUGGAGCCCUCUUCAGCACCCUGGAUGGAGCCAUCAAGCACGCCAAUUUUCACUUCCGAACUGAAGGUGGAACUGUGAAAAGCAACUCUGAGUCUCCCUUCUCAACUGCUACAGAGAAUAAAGCUUCACUGGCCCCUUCAUCACCAUCUGCUGCUUCUGCCACCAUGGCCAGUGCUCCUGCCCUUGAGGUGCCCCCUCCCAAUCCAGCUGCUAUGCCCUCUGCUCCCACACUACUUGCUUGGAAACAGCUGGCUUCAACCAUACCCCAGAUGCCUCAGAUCCCAGCAUCAGUGCCUAACCUGGCAGCUUCACCCUUGGCAACGACUUCCCUGGAGAAUGCCAAGCCUCAGGUCAAACCUGGAUUUCUUCAGUUCCAGGAGAAUGAUCCCUGCUUGGCAACAGACUGCAAGUACGCCAACAAAUUCCACUUCCACUGUCUCUUUGGGAACUGCAAGUAUGUGUGCAAAACCUCUGGCAAAGCAGAAUCCCACUGCCUGGACCACAUCAACCCCAACAAUAACCUGGUGAAUGUGCGAGACCAGUUUGCUUACUACUCCCUGCAGUGUCUCUGUCCAAACCAGCACUGUGAGUUCCGCAUGCGAGGCCAUUACCACUGCCUGCGCCCCGGCUGCUUCUUCGUCACCAACAUCACCACCAAGCUGCCCUGGCACGUGAAAAAGCACGAGAAGGCAGAGAGGAGGGCAGCCAACGGCUUCAAGUAUUUCACCAAGCGGGAAGAAUGUGGCAGACUAGGCUGCAAAUACAACCAGGUGAACAGCCACUUCCACUGCAUCCGAGAGGGCUGCCAGUUCUCCUUCCUGCUCAAGCACCAAAUGACAUCCCAUGCCAGGAAGCACAUGAGGAGGAUGCUGGGGAAGAACUUUGAUCGUGUUCCUACUCAGGUUAUUGGCCACACUCCAAGAAAUGAAAAUCUCCCCCAGGUUGGCAGCAUGGCACCCAGCCCAGCCUCAUCAGGAACCCCAGCUUCCUUUCAGGGACCCCCCAGCAUGAUGGACACUGAAACAGAAGAGUACAUGGAUUACACUGGCUGCAGCCCUGGGGGCAUCUCCUCUGAGUCGUCCAACAUGGACCGCAGCUGCUCCAGCACCCCCGUGGGCAAUGAGAGCACUUCAGCAGGCUGCCUGGCUCCUUCUACCGCUCCUGCCGCUGCCGAUGAUGCCACCCACACUGCAGCACAGCCUCCACCACCAUCUCUGCCUCCAUCUUUCUCACAAGCCCUGCUUAGGUCUCCCCUGCCCACCCUGCCCUACCUGUUCUCCCCCUCGUGUCUCUCGUACUCCCUGCUCAGUGCCACGCUGGGAGCCAGCAGAGGCAUUGUCAUGCCUGCCGCCAGCACCGCUGGGUUCUCGCCCAUCGUUGCCACUCCAACUCCAGUAAAAAGUGACGUUCCCUUAGUGCAGGAUGCAGCAGGGAACACCAUCACUAUGCCAACUGCCUCGGGGGCCAAGAAGCGUUUCUGGAUUAUUGAGGACAUGUCCCCGUUUGGCAAGCGCCGCAAGACCGCGUCCUCACGCAAGAUGCUGGACGAAGGGAUGAUGCUGGAGGGCUUCCGGCGCUAUGACCUCUACGAGGACUGCAAGGACUCGAGCUGCCAGUUCUCUCUCAAGGUUACCCACUACCACUGCACACGGGAGAACUGUGGCUACAAGUUCUGCGGCCGUACCCACAUGUACAAGCACGCCCAGCACCACGACCGUGUUGACAACCUAGUAUUGGAUGAUUUCAAACGCUUCAAGUCUUCACUGAGCUGUAACUUCCCAGACUGUCAGUUCUCUGGCAAUAGCACACACUUCCACUGUCUGCGCUGCGGCUUCCGCUGCACCGACAGCACCAAGGUGACGGCGCACCGCAAGCACCACGGCAAGCAGGACGUGAUCAGCGCCGCCGGCUUCUGCCAGUUCAGCUCCAGCGUGGACUGCGAGGUGCCUGACUGCAAGUACAAACUCAAAUGCUCCCACUUCCACUGCACCUACCCCGGCUGCAAGCACACGGUGGUGGGCAUGUCUCAGAUGGACUCUCACAAGCGCAAACACGAGAAGCAGGAGCGAGGGGAGCUGCCUGCCAUCUCUCCCGGCCCCGAGGGCCUCGCCCACUCCACUCUCGAGUACGAUAUCCAGAACUCUUCCAUCAACCUGGACAGUUCGCUCAACCUCAGCACCGACAACAACAGCUCGCUGUUCUUCCUGCAGAACGCGGCCGGCGUGGGCCUCAACGACUCGCUGGACCUCAGCAAGAAGCAGGCAGAGCCCGCCGAGGGCCCGUCCCCCAGCAGGGCCGCGGCCCCCGAGAGGAGCGCAGCGGCUCCGGGCGCCGGGGACGGGGAGGACGAGGACGACUCCUCCCAAGAGGAUGAGGAGGACGAUGAGGAGGAGAUGAAUGAAGAGGAGGAGGAUGAUGAAGAGGAGGAUGACGACGAUGACGAUGAGGAGGAUGAGGAGGAGGAAGACCUGAACACGGAUUCUGAAGAAUCGCUGCCGGACCCUGAGGGCCUGGCCGCUAAAGAAGACGGAGAGCCAGAGGAGGGUGCUUCUUCCACAGACCAUGGCGAUGCUUCCAGGCCUCAGGGCGAGCCAGCCCUCACUCCAGCCCCAGCUCCUGCCCCUGCUCCAGCCCCGGCUGCUGCCUCAGCCUCCACCGUUGCUCCAGCGGCUUCUCCCUAAUCCUAGAGACAGCAGCGGCAGUGGUUUGGUUUUUCCCUUACACAGAUUUACUGAGAGGACCCCGUAUAAGGCAAGAACAAAGAUGGGGAUGGCAAAUGAAAAACGAAC
Messenger RNA from Melospiza georgiana, 6786 nucleotides. It is a transcript of the gene CASZ1, whose product is annotated as castor zinc finger 1. Gene Ontology annotation, cellular component: nucleus. The transcript is spliced from 22 exons. Gene Ontology annotation, molecular function: DNA-binding transcription factor activity, RNA polymerase II-specific; RNA polymerase II transcription regulatory region sequence-specific DNA binding. Lineage: Eukaryota; Metazoa; Chordata; Aves; Passeriformes; Passerellidae. Bases 1 to 6678 code for a protein of 2225 amino acids. Gene Ontology annotation, biological process: positive regulation of transcription by RNA polymerase II; regulation of neuron differentiation. The record is from RefSeq and is a predicted model, not a curated record.